Molecule: messenger RNA, 466 nt
Organism: Neohortaea acidophila
Lineage: Eukaryota; Fungi; Ascomycota; Dothideomycetes; Mycosphaerellales; Teratosphaeriaceae
Exons: 1
Coding region: 107-394 (95 amino acids)
Source: RefSeq, a predicted model, not a curated record
GACCUCUCCGUUGGCUCCUCCUGCACCUGCUCUUAUAAUCCCGAGGUCGUCGCUUCGUGGUGAAAGUGGCGGCUUCUGCUCAUGGUGCGGGGUGAGAGUGGCAGAGAUGGCAAGGCACUGUCGACAUGCACCGGCGGCGCUGUUCUGCUGUGCCCUCCCCGCAGCCUGUAGCCGUCAUCCCAUGCCCUCGUGCUCCCCCCGAUGCUCUUCCUCUUCGAACGCCAUUGCGAGUGCGGCUGUCGGGCGGUGCGGGGGACGAGGGAGUGCCGCUUUCUUCGUAACGUGUUCGGGAGGGAGGCGACGAGGCCGGGGUGGAAGGAAGGGGGAAUGUGGUGAAGGAGGAGGAGAGUCGGAGACAUCACGCGGACUUGCCGAAGUUCGUCCGCACGAAUGACACCUCCAGGUUCGCCGACGCAUUAAAGCAUCCUUACACGCACCAAACCUGCGCUGCGACAUCUUUGGAUAG